AUGACUAGCUUGGAUACUAGUCUCGCCCAGUCAGGAUAUCAGCACGUACCCCUAGCGCCCGAACCUUCAGUAGCUGAGCCUGAUCCGGAGCCGGAGGAAUCACAGGCAGGGUAUGAUUCGAUAGAUGUGGAUCUAGAGGCAGUGCUAGAGGAGGAACCUGAAGAAGAAGAAGAACCAGAAGAAGAAGACCCCGAAGAAAAGCUUGAAGAGGCACCGGAAGAAGACCUAGAGGUGGAACCAGAGGACGAGCCAGAGGAAGAGCCAGAAGAGGAGUCUGAUGAGGAGGACCGGAUUGAGGUUCCGAUAGAGUCGGGUGAUGAGGACAACCCGAUUGAGAUCGAGGCGGAUUCGGAGUCUUCCGAGGAGCCGGAUGAUUAG
Molecule: messenger RNA, 378 nt
Organism: Syzygium oleosum
Lineage: Eukaryota; Viridiplantae; Streptophyta; Magnoliopsida; Myrtales; Myrtaceae
Exons: 1
Coding region: 1-378 (125 amino acids)
Source: RefSeq, a predicted model, not a curated record